GCUGGGCGGGGCCGACGGAAGCCGGGCGGGGCGCUGUCGUGCGAGGCGACUCUGGCGGUGUCUGUCCCUCCGCAGUCAUGGCGGCGGAGCAAGAGGGCUUGAAGGGUGGCGGUAACAACAGUGGCGGCGUCGGGAGGAACCGCGGUGGUGUCCAGCGUGUCGAAGGCAAGCUCCGCGCCAGCGUGGAGAAGGGCGAUUAUUAUGAGGCGCACCAAAUGUACCGAACGCUUUUUUUCAGGUACAUGUCCCAAGGCAAACAUGUGGAAGCAAGAGAACUAAUGUAUUCAGGAGCACUGCUGUUCUUCAGUCAUAAUCAGCAAAACAGUGCUGCUGAUCUGUCCAUGCUAGUUUUAGAGUCACUGGAGAAAUCGGACGCUAAAGUUACCGAUGAGCUCUUAGAAAACCUGGCUAAAGUGUUCAGCCUGAUGGAUCCAAAUUCACCCGAAAGAGUAGCUUUUGUGUCCAGGGCCCUGAAGUGGUCCAGCGGAGGGUCAGGGAAACUCGGGCAUCCAAAAUUGCAUCAGUUGCUCGCCAUCACGUUGUGGAAAGAACAAAACUACUGUGAAUCUCGGUAUCACUUCUUGCACUCCACCGAUGGAGAAGGAUGUGCAAAUAUGUUGGUGGAAUAUUCUUCUUCCAGGGGGUACCGCAGUGAGGCAGACAUGUUUGUAGCUCAGGCGGUCCUACAAUUUCUCUGCUUGAAAAACAAAACCAGCGCAUUAGUAGUUUUUACGACCUACACACAGAAGCACCCUUCUAUAGAAAGGGGGCCUCCUUUUGUCCAGCCCUUGCUGAACUUCAUUUGGUUUCUGCUGCUGGCGGUGGAUGGAGGAAAGCUAACGGUGUUUACAGUAUUGUGUGAACAGUAUCAGCCUUCACUGAAGAGGGAUCCCAUGUAUAAUGAAUACCUAGACAGAAUAGGACAGCUUUUCUUCGGCGUCCCCCCCAAACAAACAUCAUCCUACGGAGGAUUAUUAGGCAAUCUUUUAAAUAGCCUGAUGGUCGCAGGGGAGGAGGAGGAUACAGAAGAUGGUCAUGAGGACAGCAGUCCCAUUGAACUCGAUUGAUGUCUUCCAGAACUGCCAGGAUUCUUGACAGCACGCUUGCUCAAAAAAAGACACUUUGAGGACAGAUCCCAAGAUCGUUUCUCAAGAGGUCAAAGGGCUCCUCCAUUCAGUUUUUUAAAAGAAGGUUGCUGAGAUGUUCAUAAUGUUUUGGUCUAUAUUAUUUAUGUAAAAACAACAGUGGCAUAGCCAAGAGACCUGAUUUGGUGUGAUUAUUAGUGGACCUCUGAUACGCUGGCCAGUGACGGACUGAUAUCAGCCGCCUCCCAAGAUUUCUAUAAGCAGUGUUCAGUAUCCCUUCUUUUACCAUCACACUAAAUAAAAUCAGAACAUGGAAUCUGUUGCUAUACACACACACUCACAGAUUUAAAACUCUGCAUUUUUUUAGUUACCAAAUUAAGUACUUGGAUAGCACAAAGGAACAUCUUAAAAGGCAGGAUCAGAAUUGCUGGAGAGGUGCCCCAAAGCUUGUCAAGGUGAGCCGGAGUAGAACCAGCUUCUUGCAAAACAAAUUCCUUUUCUUUGUAGAAAGAUUCAUUGUGAAAUCCCGAAAGAUUUUGGAUAGCACAUGAGUUGCCAACAAAUUCUAACACUUCAGGGUCUCUUUGUCCAUGGUACAAGUCUCUUAACAGCCUGGGUUUGGAGCAGAAUGUCUCUUCAUUUAGUGGUACUCCCAUUUAGGUGUCUGGGGGCUAAAACACCUCUUGUUCCCCAAGCAGGUGGUUUUAGUUUCUGUGAUGGUUUGGUGGUCUUGCCCACAGCCCAGCCAAAACACUACACUUCAGCUGGAAACAGCUUGCAAAGAUUUGGAACAGAGUGCUCCUUAAAUGAAAAGGACGCUGCGGACUUCUGGGUUCUGUCUCGGUUGAUAUUUAUUUUUUAUUAGAUGAUUUAUUGACUCAUUUAACUUUAUGUAAAAACAAAAUACAGAAGAACAAACUUGCAAGUAACUGCAGAUCACAUGCUAGGCUUAAUAUAAUUCUACAUCUUGUCUCAUUUGGUGCACAACACCAGAUGUUAGUGGUAUGAUUAAAAAAUGAAAUGGAGGGGGGACACUUUAUUUUUUCACAGUGAUCAUGCAUGAGGAGAAUAAUGCAUUUUUAUUUACUGUAAAAAAACAAAAAGUAUGAAUUUGUGUUAAUUGUCAAGUAUUAAAUAAAUACUUUAUACUGGGA
Eublepharis macularius is the source of this 2239-nucleotide messenger RNA. It is a transcript of the gene GET4, whose product is annotated as guided entry of tail-anchored proteins factor 4. Gene Ontology annotation, cellular component: BAT3 complex; cytosol. Bases 78 to 1067 code for a protein of 329 amino acids. The record is from RefSeq and is a predicted model, not a curated record. Gene Ontology annotation, biological process: protein insertion into ER membrane. Gene Ontology annotation, molecular function: protein binding. Lineage: Eukaryota; Metazoa; Chordata; Lepidosauria; Squamata; Eublepharidae. The transcript has 9 exons.